Molecule: messenger RNA, 5714 nt
Organism: Pogoniulus pusillus (Red-fronted tinkerbird)
Lineage: Eukaryota; Metazoa; Chordata; Aves; Piciformes; Lybiidae
Gene: FER
Product: FER tyrosine kinase
Exons: 20
Coding region: 267-2735 (822 amino acids)
Biological process (GO): peptidyl-tyrosine phosphorylation; chemotaxis; cell adhesion
Molecular function (GO): ATP binding; non-membrane spanning protein tyrosine kinase activity
Source: RefSeq, a predicted model, not a curated record
GCCAGGAGCGCUCCGAUUGGCCGGCAGGGAGCGAGCGGCCUGGCGCUGACUGGCCCGCGCCGGUCACGUGCCGCUGGUGGGGCUCGGCGUCAGCGGCGGUGGAGGGGCUCGAGUUGUCAGAGCCCCCAGAAAAUAAAAGCCUAUUUCAGAAGGUGACAGCUGCUGGCAUAAAGAGAAGUAUACUUAGGAUCAUUUCUUGAGGAAAGCUUUUUAAGAUGUGGUGAAGAACCUGUAUUUUCCCCUGUGUGGUAUAUAGUGCCUUAAAAAUGGGGUUUGGAGGUGACCUGAAGUAUUCUCAUGAUGCUUUAUUGAAACUGCAAGACUGGGAACUACGACUGCUGGAGACAGUGAAGAAAUUUAUGGUGAUGCGAGUGAAAAGUGAUAAGGAGUAUGCCUCCACUUUACAGAAUCUUUGCAAUCAAGUAGAUAAAGAGAGCACUUGUCAAUUGGAUUAUAUCAGCAAUGUGUCCAAGUCUUGGUUGCUUGUGGUACAACAAACAGAACAGCUGAGCAAAAUAAUGAAGACACAUGCAGAGGAUCUUAAUUCUGGGCCUCUGCACAGGCUUACAAUGAUGAUUAAAGACAAGCAGCAAGUUAAGAAGAGCUAUGUAGGUGUUCAUCAACAAAUUGAAGCAGAGAUGUGCAAGGUCACAAAGACAGAACUAGAGAAACUAAAAUCUAGCUAUAGACAACUAAUAAAAGAAGUAAAUUCUGCCAAAGACAAGUAUAAAGAAGCUGUGGCUAAAGGGAAGGAGACUGAGAAAGCCAAAGAUCGCUGUGAUAAAGCCACUAUGAAGCUUCAUAUGUUGCAUAAUCAGUAUGUGUUGGCACUGAAAGGAGCACAGUUACAUCAGCACCAGUAUUAUGAUUCUACACUUCCUCUGUUACUUGAUUCACUACAGAAGAUGCAAGAAGAAAUGAUUAAGGCUCUGAAAGGAAUCUUGGAUGAGUAUAGCCAGAUCACCAGUCUCGUAACAGAAGAAAUUGUGAAUGUCCAUAAAGAGAUCCAGACCUCGGUUGAACAGAUAGACCCUAACACUGAGUAUAAUGACUUCAUAGAUACUCACAGGUCAUCAGAAGUUGUUGAACAAGAAAUAGAGUUUGAUACAUCUUUAUUAGAAGAAAAUGAAAACCUGCAAGCUAAUGAGAUCAUGUGGAAUAAUCUAACAGCAGAAAGCUUACAAGUCACGUUAAAAACUGUAAUAGAAGAACUGAUUCAGACGCAGCAAACUCUUUUGUGCAAAGAGGAACUGGUGUUGGAGCUGGAGAAGAAAAUAGAAGAGUCUUCAAAGACCUGUGAAAAGAAAUCAGAUAUUGUACUCUUACUAAGCCAAAAGCAAGCACUGGAAGAGCUUAAGCAAACAGUUCAGCAAUUAAGAUGCUCGGAGGCAAAAUUUACAGCCCAGAAGGAACUACUGGAACGAAAGGUUCAAGAGAAUGAUGGGAAAGAGCCACCACCUGUAGUGAACUAUGAAGAAGAUGCCAGAUCAGUUACUUCUAUGGACAAGAAGGACAAAGUCUCAAGGUUUGACACUAUCCGUCAUUCUAUAGCGGGAAUUAUAAGGUCUCCAAAAUCCAUGUUGGGCUCAUCGUCGUUUUUUGAUGUAAUUUCGACCACUGAGAAACCAUUGGCUGAACAAGACUGGUAUCAUGGUGCAAUUCCAAGAAUAGAAGCACAGGAGCUGUUAAAACAGCAAGGAGACUUCUUGGUGCGAGAGAGCCACGGGAAACCUGGUGAAUAUGUCCUUUCUGUGUUUUCAGAUGGACAACGGAGACACUUUAUCAUACAAUAUGCUGAUAAUCAGUACCGUUUUGAAGGAACUGGGUUUCCAACUAUUCCUCAGCUCAUAGAACAUCAUUACACAACAAAGCAAGUCAUUACAAAGAAAUCAGGUGUUGUUCUGCUCAAUCCUGUUGUUAAGGAUAAGAAAUGGGUUCUCAAUCAUGAAGAUGUCACACUGGGAGAAUUACUGGGCAAAGGUAAUUUUGGUGAGGUGUACAAGGGAACAUUAAAGGAUAAAACUCCUGUUGCUGUAAAAACUUGUAAAGAAGAUCUUCCUCAGGAAUUGAAAAUAAAAUUUCUUUCAGAAGCCAGAAUACUGAAGCAGUAUGAUCAUCCUAACAUUGUAAAACUGAUAGGAGUUUGCACACAACGACAGCCUAUUUAUAUUGUUAUGGAACUUGUUCCAGGAGGGGAUUUCCUGUCCUUUUUAAGAAAAAAGAAGGAUGAGCUGAAAACCAAACAGCUGGUGAAAUUUUCAUUAGAUGCUGCUUCUGGUAUGGCAUAUCUGGAAUCCAAAAAUUGUAUACAUAGAGACUUGGCUGCAAGGAAUUGCUUGGUAAGUGAAAGCAACAUUCUGAAAAUAAGCGAUUUUGGAAUGUCCCGGCAAGAGGAUGAUGGUGUGUACUCAUCGUCUGGCCUGAAGCAGAUUCCUAUCAAGUGGACUGCCCCAGAAGCUCUCAACUAUGGGAGGUACACAUCUGAGAGUGAUGUAUGGAGCUUUGGAAUCCUCUUAUGGGAGACCUUCAGUUUAGGAGUAUGUCCAUACCCUGGAAUGACCAACCAACAAGCAAGAGAACAAGUUGAGAAAGGCUACCGAAUGUCAGCACCACAGAAAUGUCCAGAAGAAAUCUAUAAAAUAAUGCAGAGGUGCUGGGACUACAAGCCAGAGAACCGGCCAAAGUUCAGUGAGAUUCAGAGAGAGCUAUCUUCAAUCAAAAAGAAAGUGACAUAGUGACAGACAAGUGCCAAACGCCGUGUGUGGGACUUUCGCUUUCCAGUGAAGUAAUUCUUUUCCCCCCUCGAACACUAUGCAUUUACACAGCAUUAUUUGAAAUACUCUUCCAGGGCUACUCUGAAGUUAACUGGGGUUUUUAUAUCCAUGUGUACUGUCUUGGAUGAUGUCUACACCUGCAUUAAAAGACACAUACUAUGCUAUAUAUCCAGUCACAGUAAUAUUGUCAUUUAGGCUACUGUAAAUAGAAAAGCACAUACUGUAGGUUUAAGGGAAUGUGGCUUCUAUCUGUUUUACAGCAAGUAGGUGCUAGAGACAUUUUUUCAGAGGUUUUCUACUUCAAGCUCCAUUCUCACUCUGCUGUUCCUGUCUUACAUGUCAACACCAGCAGCACUCUUAAUAUGGUGACUGUCAUACAUGUUGGCCUUAAAAACUAAGACAGUUUUAGCAAGUAUUUCACCUAGAAACUUUUAUAUUUUUUACAUUCUUUUUGUAACUGAUAUUUUUGAGGGAUGCUUUAUGGAUGAAUCAUAGAACUGUUGAGGUUGGAGGAGACCUUUGAGAUCAUCAAGUCCAACUGCUUGCUGUCACCUUGCAGUCCCACUCUGACUGCUAAGUCGCUGCCACUAAGCCAUGACACCCAGCACCACACCCAUGCAUCAUUUGAACACGUCCAGGGAUGGGGAUCCAGCCACCUCCCUGGGCAGCCUGUUCCAGUGCCUGACCACUCUUUCAGAAAAUAACUUCUACCUAAUAUCUAACCUGAACCUCCCCUGGUGCAACUUGAGGCCAUUUCCUCUCAUUCCAUCACUUGAUACAAGGGAGAGAAGACCUGCACCCACAACAUUGGGUUUUGCCUAAUUAAAUGGAUGCAAAUUUCUCAUUUGAAUCCCUGAGUCUUUCUUAGCUCACUUCAAGGCAGGCUGAAAGAUGCCUUUCUUGAUGCCCAUCCAAUGCAGCACUGAUGCACGGCCACGCUCCCAAGGGCAAGAGCGAAGAGAUGUCUCCCUGGAGGUGUUGAAAACCCAUGCAGGCAUGUGGCACUUGCAGACGUAUUUUGGUGGGCGUGCUGAUCUUGGGUUGAUGGUUGGACUUGAUGAUCUUAAAGGGCUUUUCCAACCAAAAUGACUCUAUCAUUCCCUGUGGCUCCAGGCUGGAGCAGCAAGGUGCACCCAACUGCAGAGCAGCAAGGUGCAAGCCACUGCUGGGCUGGUGCCUUAGAGUAGCACAUGCAAAUGUACUUUCUGAGCAGUGAAAUCCAGAAUUUUCUUUGGCAGAAAACUGCGUUACUUGUGCAUUUCUUCCCAUUGCAUGCAACGUGAUUUACUUAAUGCACAUCUUCCUUCACAAAGCCAUCAGAGUUCAGUCUCCUUUACGAUGACCUGUGUUUGUUAAUGAUCAGUUUGGACUAUUGACUACAGAUGGAAAUCAUCUGCCUGCCAAAGAAUAUGUAAAACCAGUACACCAGCAGCAGGAGGUUUACUAAUCAUAACAAGUAUCAUUGAUCUUAGAAGACUUAAAGAAUGUGAAUGGAUAGGUUUGGGGUUGAUCCUGGUUUUGUUUUUCAACUUGAAUUAGUAUUAAGUCUCAGAAUGCAGCCGAAGCAGUACAAAGGUUUCUGCUAAGCAAAUAUAUGUUCCACGCAUAGUGUCCAAAGGAAAUACUACUUCUGUAUGGCGUAAGGAAAUUAUUAAUGAAAUCAAAAUAUGGAAGUAUGUGUAAAGCCUCUGACAGAGGCAAAGUAGAAAUACUAACCUGCUAACUUUUUCAAGUCAUUGGAAUCAGAUUUCAAAAGACUGGGAACAACUGAGUUUACUGGAUGAGGCACUUAGUGCCAUGGUCUAGUUGAUUGGAUAGGGCUGGGUGCUAGGUUGGACUGGGUGACCUUGGAGGUCUCUUCCAACCUGGUUGAUUCUAUGAUUCUAUGAAAUGUCACCAGGAACAAAACCUGCCAGAAAGUGUAAAAACUUACUAGAUAGGGGAAGGAGGAAAUGUACCAUUUCUUACUCUGACGCCUCUUUGUAGCUGGAAUUAUUUCCUAGGGCCCUGCACAGAAAUAGCAAUAAGUUACAAUAUUCUGGUCUGAGUUCCAGAGUUACAUUUUUCUAAGUAUUGACUACUUCUUUUCAGAUUGGGGAUUGCCAGUUACUGUGAAUGCAAGAAAGAGGGACUAUAAGCAUCUGGAAUGUUAAUUAUCCCUAUAUUUUAUUGUUACAGUGCGAUUAAGAUGUAACGAAGUCGUUGGCUGCGUUGCAUUUUUGUUUCUGUUAAGGUAACUUCCAUUGUUCAUAACAUUUUUCCUCUCUAAAGUGUAUGUAUAGUAGUAUUGAGUGUUAAUGUUUAAGGGCUAUAUGUGAUUAAGAUAUAUGUUACCUGGAAGAGUUUGCCUGUUGCUUUGGAGUUAGUGCCCAAAUAAACUAGUGAACGAUUAUGCUGGAACACAUCCCCUGCAUUUUGAGGUGGAACUGUCAGCGUCCAGAUGUAACAAAUAGUGAGUGCUUCUUGUGUUUCUCAAGUGAUUUUUUUUCUUGGAGCCAAGGAAGCAUAUACAUACCCAUAGCAUAAAUUUACACUCACUUGUAAGCACAUUGGUUAUAUCUCUUUAGUUCUGUAGUUCCAAGUUAGCCCAAAGAGAUUUUUCAAGAGCAACAGGAAACGUUGGUUUUAGUUUGUAUGCUUUUAAGUCAUACGUGAAGCUUGUGCCUUAAUUUGCUAGUGUGCUAAUACAAAUUCAAGUGUGCUAAGGUUUAAGGAGUGUUCCACAACCAUUUGGAAAAGUCCAGCUGCAGAUCCUUACGUGUGCAUCACUGAAGUCUGCAAGUAAGGGUAAUGUUUUCUCCUUUGUCAGCAUCCAUUGCUUCUCCAGAGAGUUAAUACUCUUCUUCUGUGAAAGGGAUAAAAAGUUUUGUUGCUAUAUUCCCUCUUGACAGCACAGAAAUCAUUUUAUAAAAUAAAUGUGGUUUUACUUGUCUUAAAUCA